AUGGAAUUAGAAAAAACAUUACAUAGAGUCUAAGAAAGAAUUUUGACUCAUUAAUGUGCACCUUAAAUUAUGAAUAUUUGCAGUAAGAUUUUAUUGAGCAUGGUAUCAAUUAACUUACUUAUAAUCUGGGGAUUGAGUAAUAGAACAAUUAAUUAAAUAUCAUUUGAUCAAGAGACUAAAGAUAAUAUCUAUCAUUUCUCAAUUAUAGAUGAGGAUAAUACAAUGCUAAUGAUGAAAUAUGCUAAAACUUAAGAAUUAUUGCAUUUAAAAACAGAAUUACUUCAAUCACACAAUUUCACAAUAAUUAAUAUUUCUAUAGAUUAUAAUAACUACUUUGAUAGUAAUUUAUAAAAACUACUUUCUUUAACUACAAAUCUAGAAACUUUAUUCUUACAUGAUAUUGCAUACUCAAUCUAAUCAGAUAUUUAUGUUAAAAAUAAUGCAACAAAUUAAACAUAUAUUUGGAAAGAAAAAAGAGCUCCUUAGAAUUAAUUAGGGAAAAUAAUUUAGCAUUUAUGGGAAUUUUCAAUUAUUACCUUUGGGUUGUUCAUUUCUUCUGCUAUUUCAUCACUCUAUAUAAAAAUCACUAUUAUUUGUGCUCCAGUCAUCAUAAUCAUAAUGCGUAAUAAAUAUUUAUAUGAUAAAUUUUAGUUGAAGUAUCCUAUCUCUUUGGAAAUAGAUAAAUAUUCCCAAUAUUUUUAGCACGUGCAUUCCCUUGGAUAGGAUUAUAUUUAAAUAUCCUUGAUAGAACAUAAAGAUCAAAGAAAUAACUAAUUAUAGCUUUUGCUUUAAUGCUGUUUUUAAUUUAUUUUAUCUAUCUAUCCUCAGUAAUUAUAGGAGGCUUUUUAUUAUUCAAAAGUCAGGUUCCCUUUAGUUUGGAAGACAACUUUUUUGGGUAUCCUUUUAUAUUCAAUUCUAAAGUUUAGUUACUGUAAAUGAGUUUGCCUCAUUAUUGUUUUUGAGAACGAGAUCUUCUUUGUAUUUUGUACCAAAAUUCACCAUUAUAUAUUAUUACUUAUUCCUUUGGUAUGUUCAAUCUACAAGUAAAAAUUUGAUAAUUAAUAUUAGAUUAUGGUUUCUAUUCAUUAGCAAUGCUUACAUUAUCAUAUGUAUGUUUAGGAACAUUUUGUCUAUUCAUUUAUCUUUAUGAAAUUCCUAGUUUAGGAUGGAAUCCACUUUCAUAUUAUACACCAACUAUUGAUAGACCACGUUGCUACUAUUUACCAGUAUUUUCAUUGAAUUGGGUUAAUGAUUUACCAUAGUUAUGGUCAAUGUUUUAUCCACUGCAUGGAAGAAGGUAUAUCUUUAUUUAAUUAAUAGAUAUUUUCAAAUUUAAAAUUUAGCAUUAGUAGAUAGAAACUUUCCACUUCUCAACAAUCUCUUAGAUAUUGAAAUGUAAGAAUAAUAAUGA
This is a messenger RNA of Paramecium pentaurelia, 1411 nucleotides long. Lineage: Eukaryota; Ciliophora; Oligohymenophorea; Peniculida; Parameciidae. The record is from the annotation of a GenBank genome assembly.